Messenger RNA from Hippocampus comes (tiger tail seahorse), 4556 nucleotides. Its product is annotated as transient receptor potential cation channel subfamily M member 4-like. Gene Ontology annotation, cellular component: plasma membrane. NCBI's taxonomy places the organism in Eukaryota, Metazoa, Chordata, Actinopteri, Syngnathiformes, Syngnathidae. The coding region runs from base 365 to 4123 and encodes 1252 amino acids. Gene Ontology annotation, molecular function: calcium-activated cation channel activity; ligand-gated calcium channel activity. The record is from RefSeq and is a predicted model, not a curated record. The transcript has 28 exons. Gene Ontology annotation, biological process: calcium ion transmembrane transport.
AACUGUGGCAUUUUUGCUCCAAGACGUUCACCCGGAGAGCGUUUAAUAAGGGCGAACAUCAGUGGCGCUCAUGAAACUGACCUCCCCAAGAUCCAGGACCAAGUGACAUUUGUGUGGCAGGGAGUCACCACUCCUAUUUAGAGUUUGGAGGAGGAACAGUAUUUGCCUCUUCCAGCCACACCCUCACCUGAUAGUUUUUCUUGCUCUGCACCUUCCUUCCUUCCUUCCUGCGUCUGGACUCACUGAGAAACUGGGAUAAAAUCGGAAGGGGAACUUGUCAGUGAAUCAUGGUCAGAGAAGACGCGGAAUUGAGUGUUUCUCCUGGCAUCUUCCUUUGAAUCGAGGGAGUGAAAAAAAAGGAAGCAUGAGAGACACUGGAGACGCGGCAGAAGGCGGACACAAAAACAACAAAUCUGAAAAGGACCAGAGUUGGAUCCCCAAAAUCUUCAAGAAAAGAAUUUGCAGCACCUUUGUGGAAGAUUCUUUAAGCAAUGGCGCCUUGUGCCAGUGCGGGGGGACCAGAGAUACCCACGCCUCUGUGGCUCUCGGCGACUAUUUCAGCACGGCCAUUGUCAAUCACUGGGACAGCGCCCAGCACUCCUCCGAGUACCCGACGGAUGCCUUCGGGGAGCUGCAGUUUGCCGGCGCCAGCAAGAGGCACAGCUACUUCUUGCGGCUGUCGUGGGACACGCCGCCGUCGAUGGUCUACACCCUGAUGACCGCCCACUGGGGUCUGCCCGCGCCUAACCUGGUGGUGUCCGUGGUGGGCGGCGAAGGCAGGACCAAGGUGAAGACGUGGGUGCGGGAGGUCCUCAGGCAGGGUCUGGUCAAAGCCUCCCAAAGCACAGGAGCUUGGAUUUUGACAGCGGGCUUGCGCGAAGGAGUCGGCAGGUGCGUCGGAGAGGCGGUGAGGGAUCACGCCACUGCGGCUUCUUCGGUCUCUCUCAACAAGGUGGUGGCUCUGGGCGUAGCCCCCUGGGGCCUGGUCCACAACCGGCAGCAGCUGGUCAAUGAACAGGGCAGUUUCCCUGCCAAGUAUUACGUCCACAACACAACCCGGGACUCGUGCUGCCUGGAUAACAACUACCAGGCUUUCCUGCUGGUGGAUGACGGCAGCAUGGGCCGUAGAGGGGGCGAGACGGGCUUCAGGGCCAAACUGGAGGACUACAUCUCCCACCAGCGCACAGGCAUUUGGGGCAGCGGCAGUAUCGACAUCCCAGUUCUUUGCAUGCUAGUCUCCGGGGACGCCAGUCUACUGGAGAGGGUGGAUCUCUCUCUGAAGAGCUCCAUGCCCUGGUUGGUGCUGGCGGGCUCGGGGGGCACGGCCGACUUCCUGAGUGACGUCGUGAAGAAUGUGUCGUCAGCGCCGGUCGUCCCCUCUUCCGGCGAGUGCGACGGUGAGGCGGGGCCCAGCGUGGACCUGAAAGACCGAGUGGCAGAACGGGUUCGCAAAUAUUUUCCGUCAGAAGCAGAGACGGACAAACUUGUUGAGCAUGCUCUGAGCAUCUACCAGAACAAAGACUUGAUCACCGUUUACCACGGCGAGCAGGAGGGCCCCAACGACUUUGACACGGUGCUGCUCAAAGCUCUGGUGGGAGCGUCCAAGCAGCGCGUGUCCGCCGACCACAGCCCGUACAACGAAGAGCUGAAGCUGGCGGUCACGUGGAACAGGGUCGACAUUGCCAAGAGCGAACUCUUCAACGGAGACAUCCAGUGGAGGUAUGAAGACCUGGAGGACUCCAUGACCGACGCCCUGGUCAACGACAAGCCUCAGUUUGUGCGCCUCUUCACCGAGAACGGCCUCAACAUCCUGGACUACCUGACUUACGGCCGCCUGGAAGGCCUCUACAGAUCGGUGGCCGACGGGACGCUUCUCUACCAGCUACUCCAGCGCCGCCUGCUGGAGAGACUCGGUACGCCGUCGCCCCUGCAGGAGACCCCCGGCAAAGGCAUGGCUGAGAAAAUUCACAGUGGACCGGUGGCUGAGCUCAGUCUUUUCGAGGUGUCAAGAGUGCUCGAACUGUUAAUGGGUGACGUCUGCCAGCCAUUCUACUAUGCCCCAUUGGAUUUGGAACAGAUCAUGUCCAAAAGGAGAGCAAUGAGGCGCGCCAGCAAGCUACUGCGUGGAGACUGUCUGUAUCGAGAGAAGCGCUGCCUUUUUCCCUGGGCUUCGCUCUUCAUCUGGGCCGUCCUCCAGAACCGCAGCGAGAUGGCCACUUUCUUCUGGGAGAUGGCAGGAGAGUCGGUGCUGAGCGCGCUGAGUGGCUGCAAGAUGCUCAGGGAACUUUCCAAACUGGAAGUUGAGACCGAAACCAAACUCUCGAUGAAAGAGUUGGCACAGAAGUUUGAGAACCUGGCACAUGAUGUCUUCAGUUCUUGUUACCGGAGCAACGAAAGUCGGUCGUUCACCUUGCUGAUUCGCAAGUCGCCGGUCUGGGGCGGGACCACUUGCCUCCAAAUGGGAAUGAGUGCGGACGCGCGCCUUUUCUUCAGCCACGAUGGAGUUCAGUCUCUGUUGUCCCAGAUCUGGUGGGGCGACAUGAAGAGGAACACAGAGGUGUGGAAAUUGUUGCUCACCUUCUUCUGCCCUGUCCUCUGCUACACCAACUUGAUCUCCUUCAGGGUAACAGAGGAGCACCAGCAGGAAAAAGAUGUGAAGCCCACCGAGGACACCGUGGGCCGGGACAACGACAGCCUCUAUGGCACCACCAUCUUUUCCUUCUCCGACAUUAAGCACAUUGAAGCAGAUUCCCAAGGAGUGUACACUCCCAGGACUGCCACCAUCAAAGGCCGGCCCCUCUCGCCGAAACCUCCCGAGCGGCCGUUCAUCGUGUCGAGAUGGCGUCAGUUCUGGUUCGCCCCAGUCACGGCCUUCUUGGGCAACGUCCUCAUGUACUUCCUCUUCCUGCUGCUUUUCGCCUACGUGCUGCUGGUGGAUUUCAAGCUGCCGCCCCCCGCGGGCCCCGCCAUUACUGAGCUGGUGCUCUAUUUCUGGGUCUUCACCAUUGUCUGCGAGGAGAUACGAGAGACCUUCUUUUUAGGGACGAUGACUUUGCGGCAGAGACUCAGGGUCUACAUUCAGGAUGUGUGGAACAAGUGCGACCUCACCGCCAUCAUCCUCUUUGUCAUUGGCCUGAUUUGCAGGAUGUUCAACGCGUCCUACGAAUUUGGCCGAGACGUGAUGUGCGUGGACUACAUGGUCUUCACGCUGCGCCUCAUUCACAUCUUCGCCAUUCACAAACAGCUGGGACCCAAAAUCAUCAUCGUGGGAAAGAUGAUGAAGGAUGUCUUCUUCUUCCUCUUCUUCCUGGGGGUCUGGCUCAUGGCCUACGGCGUGGCCAACCAGGCUUUGCUGUAUUCCUACGACCCGAGUCUGGAUCGCAUCUUCCGCCGGGUUUUCUACAGGCCAUAUUUACACAUUUUUGGACAGAUCCCCGUCGAGGAAAUGGACGUGGGGAAGCACUGGGACAUGGCCUGCACCAACAACGUGACGCUGAUCGAUGGCGGCGCGGAGCCGUGUCGAAUUACGUACAGCAACUGGCUGGUCGUAAUCCUGCUGAUGAUUUAUCUGCUGGUCACCAACAUCCUGCUCAUCAAUCUUCUCAUUGCCAUGUUCAGUUACACCUUCUCCGAGGUGCAGGCCAACAGCGACAUUUACUGGAAGUUCCAGCGCUACAACCUCGUCGUCCAGUACCACUCGCGGCCCUCGUUGGCGCCGCCCUUCAUCAUCCUCUCUCACCUCAACCUCUUCAUCAAGAGGAACAUCCGCAAGGUCUCCUCCGUCAAAAUCCACCACUUCGUGUUGCAGCUCAAAGGCAAGGCGGCAAACAGACUCAUGACGUGGGAAACCAUUCAGAAGGAGGACUUCCUCACCGCUCAGAACAAAAUCCAGAAGAGCAGCGACUCGGAGAGGCUCAAGCGCAUGUCGGCCAAGGUGGACGGUGUGAUCAAACAUCUGACUGAAAACAGAGACUUUGACCACAGGCUCAGGACUUUGGAGAGUGAGAUGGAAUAUUGCUCCAGCGCACUCAGCUGGAUCGUCGAUACUUUGGCGCAAGGCGGCUCAUUUAAACCCCCUCGCCCUCCCCCGAACCUGAGAGAUUCGUUCACACCUUGUUCUUGAUGCGGCUUUGGUGAGGCCUCGGGUGAAGCGGGGGGCACGACAAAACGGUUUCACCUUGGCUCUUGCCAUGCCAACGGGCUGCCAGACCCGGAUUAUGAGCGGCCUCGGUAGGAGGAGGAAACUCGGCCAUCCCGACAUUGCUCUAGUAUCGAAUGUUGGACUUGCUCCUCUUUUUAAAGUGCAAUGUUUGCCGUUCAAAUGGCAAAUCAUAUUUUAUAGUCUGCAACUGGAUCAUGGAUAGAAUUAAUACGGAUCCAAAUCUGAUGGGGGGGGGGGCCUAAAUGUACUGCAUGUUAAUUCACAUUUGAUGCUGAGCGUGUACGAUUUGUUGUCACUUUUAUAUUGUCCAUCGAGUCACACGACUUGAGGAAAACCUUUUUGAUUUUUACCAUGUGAGGCGCAGUUGUUUUAGAAUAAAAGCUAUCACAAUUUA